UCAUCCAUCAUGCUCAAACUCUGGCCGUCGUCGCCGCAGCCGCUCUCGCUCGACUCCCAAUUGACGCCCAAGCCGCAGAAGAUCGAGCGGAACCCAUUUGAGUCCGUGUCGUCUGACUCGCGCCCUCCUCCGGCGCCAGAUGCACAUCAGCAGCACCAGCAGCCCCCGACGCCGACUGGCACUUCAUUCCACCAUCGCCUGCUAAGUCGCGCGCCGCCAUCGCCCAUCGGCCCCGGCCGCCAGCUAGGGGCGACGGAUCCGGCCGUCGGCACGAGCGGUGAUGUGACACCUCUGGGUUCAUCACAGCUGCAGCCUCAACAGAACCUCCAUCCGUCUUUUGCUGCGGCUCUCCCCACGACCCAGCUCUCUCUUAAUGCCCCGGAAUUCAACAUGUCCUCCCCGCCGCGCAGCUCCAAACGCCCAGUUCCAGACCUCUCCCCAGCGCCAUCGCCAUCGCCCGCCCCGGCCGGCCCCAAUGCUUCCAAGGGCAAGAUCCAUGUGAAGCUCAUCCAGGCCCGUGGCCUCAACGUCCCGUCGCCGAACUCGCGCCCCUACGUCGUCGUCACCUACGACCAGAGCGAGUUUGUCAGCCGCGACCCGACCGAUGAGACGGAUAAGGAGGUCCGCGGCGUACCCACGCGCAACGCCAACGGCGCUACUACCCCCGUCAACCCUCCUCCCACAUCCUCCUCUUCCGCCCUCGCCGCCUUGGGAAAGGUCUCAGCCGCCAUAGACAAGGCGACGAACGGCACGAAGAGCAACAAUACGUCCCCCGUUUCGUCGCUCGGAUCGGGCAAGAGCGACAAGAGCCUUUUCGGUCGCCUGUCUGCCCACAACCCCGUCUGGAAACAUGAGGUCGCCUUCGACGUCACAUCGUCGAAGUCCCAGCUCACGUUCAACGUCUAUGAUCGCACCCAGCUUAACCAGGGCUUCCUCGGCAUGGUCCAGAUUACGCCCACACUCGUGCACGAUCACACCGUCGACCAGUGGUACAAGCUCCACGCGAACGAGAAUGAGCAAGUUAGUGGCGAAAUUCGCGUUCAGAUUACGUACGAGCAGUACAAGAACAAGCGAACACUGACGCCACGCGACUUCGAAUUCCUCAAGCUCAUCGGACGCGGUACCUUCGGCAAGGUCCUUCAGGUUCGCAAGAAGGACACGAAGCGUAUAUACGCCAUGAAGAUUCUGUCGAAGCGCGAAAUCGUGCAGAAGAAGGAGGUUGCCCAUACGAUCGGCGAGCGCAAGAUUCUGCAGACUUCGCUCGAGUGCCCCUUCCUCGUCGGUCUGAAGUUCUCGUUCCAGACCGAGACGGAUCUCUACCUCGUCACGGACUUCAAGAGCGGGGGCGAGCUAUUCUGGCACUUGCAGCGAGAAACGCGCUUUACCGAGGAGCGCGCCCGCUUCUACAUCGCCGAGCUUGUGCUUGCGCUCGAGCACUUGCACAAGUACAAUAUCGUCUACCGCGACCUGAAGCCCGAGAACAUCCUUCUCGACGCCACAGGCCACGUCGCUCUAUGUGACUUUGGCCUCAGCAAAGCCGACCUGCGCCCAGACGAGCUCACCACUACGUUCUGCGGCACGACCGAAUACCUCGCGCCCGAGAUCCUCCUCGACGAGCACGGGUACUCCAAGAUCGUCGACUUCUGGAGCCUCGGCGUCCUGCUGUUCGAGAUGUGCUGUGGCUGGAGCCCGUUCUACGCGGAGGACACGCAGCAGAUGUACAAGAACAUCUGCUUUGGGAAGAUCCGCUUCCCGCGCGGUGUCAUUGGCGACGAGGGCAAGUCGUUCGUCAAGGGCCUGCUCACGCGGAACCCGAAGAACCGGCUGGGCGCGACGCGCGACGCGGAGGAGCUGAAGGAGCACCCGUUCUUCAAGUCCAUCGACUGGCACCUCCUCGCGCUCAAGCAGGUCACGCCGCCGUUCAAGCCCGUGAUCGAGUCGGACGAGAGUACGGCGAACUUCGACACGGAGUUCACGAACGCGGACAUCAGCGAGAUUAUCGGCGACGAGGGCGAGAGCGAGAUCGACGAGGACGACCCGAGCGAGGCGUGGGUGAGCCAGAGCCUGAGCGAGUCGGGCGGGCACAUGCCGUUGGGGCCGCUGGGGCAGGAGAAGACGGACCCGAAGAGCCCGACGCUCAGCAGGAAUCCGAGUCGUGGAGGCGGCAUCGAGAUCAAGGCGAAGAAGCAAAGGAAGGGCGCGACGCAGGGCUCGCCGUUGACGUCGAGCGUGCAGGAGAAGUUCAAGGGCUUCACGUACUCGGGCGAGGGCAGCGUGCUGAACGGGAGCGCGAUGGCGGGUAGACGAGGUGCGGAGAGCGGAACUGAGGAGGAUGGGCCGGAACCCACGACGGAGGACGAGAUCGACGACACGGGGAAGAGCGCGGGGCGGUACGCCAAGUCGCGGAGAAGAAAGGGUUUGGAGUUUACGGGGUUGGACGACUGAGAUUCCUGGGAUCGGAUUAUCUGCUUUUGUUUUCUCUUUUCUCUUCUGCUCCCUACGAGGGACCCUGGCCCCUCAUGCGCGCCGGGGUAUCUUGACUGUACAAAUCAUAGGCUAAGCACCCUGCACUAGUGUCUCGUUUUCUCGCAAGUUGAACUGAAGUGUACCACAAUAAUUUACUGCAUUUGGACUU
Schizophyllum commune H4-8 is the source of this 2635-nucleotide messenger RNA. RefSeq names its product putative serine/threonine protein kinase. Lineage: Eukaryota; Fungi; Basidiomycota; Agaricomycetes; Agaricales; Schizophyllaceae. Bases 391 to 2445 code for a protein of 684 amino acids. Gene Ontology annotation, biological process: protein phosphorylation. The transcript is spliced from 5 exons. The record is from RefSeq and is a predicted model, not a curated record. Gene Ontology annotation, molecular function: protein serine/threonine kinase activity; ATP binding.